Messenger RNA from Lithohypha guttulata, 771 nucleotides. RefSeq names its product orotidine 5'-phosphate decarboxylase (gene URA3). Bases 1 to 771 code for a protein of 256 amino acids. NCBI's taxonomy places the organism in Eukaryota, Fungi, Ascomycota, Eurotiomycetes, Chaetothyriales, Trichomeriaceae. The record is from RefSeq and is a predicted model, not a curated record. Gene Ontology annotation, biological process: 'de novo' UMP biosynthetic process; 'de novo' pyrimidine nucleobase biosynthetic process. The transcript has 2 exons. Gene Ontology annotation, molecular function: orotate phosphoribosyltransferase activity; orotidine-5'-phosphate decarboxylase activity.
AUGGCUUCUCGUAACAGACUGUCUUUCACCGCUAGAGCGAAGCAACACAAGCAUCCCUUGGUCCAGCAGUUGUUCUCGUUGGCUGAGAAAAAGCAGUCCAACGUAGUCCUUUCAGCUGACCUUACGACGACGAAAGAACUGCUUGAGAUAGCGGACAAUAUUGUCGAUGACUUUAACCAACAGACAGUUGAUGGCCUGACUCAACUUGCCCAAAAGCAUGGUUUCCUGAUCUUUGAGGACCGAAAGUUUGUCGAUAUUGGCAACACUGUGCAGAAACAGUACAAAGGAGGAGUACUCAAGAUUCACGAUUGGGCCCACAUCGUCAAUUGUACGGUCCUACCAGGACCUGGGAUUGUACAGGCACUCGAGCAAGUCAUACAGGAUGCUGGACAUCCAGACCGAGGCGUUCUCAUCUUAGCAGAAAUGACAUCGAAAGGCUCCCUCGCUACCGGCACAUAUACUCAGGCCUCCGUUGAUAUCGCGCGACAGUAUCCUCAGACAAUCAUAGGGUUUGUUUCUACCAAAGAGCUAUCUAAUGUGGGAGAGUCGAAGAAUGAAGAGGAAGAUUUUGUGGUCUUCACUACUGGAGUGAACAUUUCAAGCAAAGGAGAUGCGCUAGGACAGCAAUAUCAGACCCCAGAGACGGCUAUGGCUGGAGGUUCCGACUUUCUUAUUGCAGGACGGGGAAUAUAUGCUGCGGCUGACCCUGUUGCAGCUGUCAAGGAGUAUAGACAAGCAGGCUGGAACGCGUAUCAAGCUAGGAUUCAAUGA